Messenger RNA from Auxenochlorella protothecoides, 1335 nucleotides. Its product is annotated as Ran-binding protein 10. The coding region runs from base 1 to 1335 and encodes 444 amino acids. NCBI's taxonomy places the organism in Eukaryota, Viridiplantae, Chlorophyta, Trebouxiophyceae, Chlorellales, Chlorellaceae. The record is from RefSeq and is a predicted model, not a curated record. The transcript is spliced from 7 exons. Gene Ontology annotation, molecular function: protein binding. Gene Ontology annotation, cellular component: cytoplasm. Gene Ontology annotation, biological process: cytoskeleton organization; cell surface receptor signaling pathway.
AUGGCCGCAAACGAGGGCGCCCUGCCCAGCGCUUGGGACAGCAAUCGCCGGAGCAGCAACUCCCGCUUCUUGCAAGUGACCGAUCUGAGGGUCAAGUACAUAGGCACUGGCAACGAUGACCGAGACGCUGCUGCCAUCCGAUCCAACUAUCCCGUCAGCAAGUCCCUGCCCUUCUACUACUGGGAGGCCCAAAUCGUAGACAAGGGGCGAGAUGGGUUCAUUGGAGUGGGCAUGUCGGCUGCGGAUGUCAAGUUGGAAAGGCUCCCAGGAUGGGAGCCUCGGUCCUACGGCUACCAUGGCGAUGAUGGCAACAUCUUCAACGGUCGCGGGUAUGGGCAGAAGUACGGACCCACCUUCACGACAGGCGAGUGCUGCUCGGCCGUUCGCAGUGUUGGCGAUGUGAUUGGCGUCCUAUUUGACCGAGUGGAGAGGACCAUCUCCUUCACCAAGAAUGGGCGGGACCUCGGCGUCGCUUUCCAGCAUGUCAUGGAGCCUGUGCUCUACCCCACCAUCGGCUUCCGCACCCCUGACGAGGAGGUGGUGGCAAACUUCGGGGGCCAGCCCUUCCAGGCCGAUGCGAGCCUCUUCCACAGGCAAGCCGUCGCCCGGCUACAUGAUGAGAUUCGGGGCCAGUCCCUGGACAAGAUCAGCAAGACGCCUGGCAACGUGGUGGGCCGGCUGGUGUUCAACUACUGCACCCACCACGGCCUGUGGGACACCGCCAGCCUGGUGGCCCGCGACGUCCUGGCCGGCACCGUGGCCGUGUCGGAGGCGCAGCGCGCGGAGCAGGCGGGCCUGCGCCGCCUGGCCGCGCACGUGCGCGCGGGCGACGUCGACGCCGCGCUGGAGGAGAGCGAGGCGCUCGGGCCCGGCGUGCUGGCCGCGCGCCCGGGCAUCCGCUUCCGCCUGCUGGCGCAGAAGCUGGCGGAGCUGAUCGGGGCGGGGCGGGACGUGGAGGCCAUGGAGUUUGGGCGCGCUGUGGUCGACCCCGCCGCCAGCACCGCGGAGGACCACGAGCUUCUGGAGGACGUGGUCGCGCUCUUCGCCUACACAGACCCGGCAUCCAGCCCCAGCGGCCGCCUGCUGACCGAUGAGCACCGCGCUGAGCUGGCGGCUGCUCUGGUGCGCGCGCUGCUGGCGCAGUCCGGCAAGCGCGAGUUCUCUGCGCUGGAGGUCCUGCAUGCGCACGCGCGGGCGCUGCACGCCCAGCUGGUGGCCGCCGGCGACCCCUGCACCGCCAUGAUCCCCAGUGUGGAGAGGUUUGUGGCGGCGCGAGGGACGCCGCUGGAGCAGGAGGAGGACGGCGAUGGCGACACGGCCAUGCCCCCUGCUUGA